AUGACACUGAUGGAGAAUAUUUCAGAGAUUACAGAAUUUAUUCUUGUGGGCCUAACAGAUGUCCCAGAAUUGCAAAUUCCUUUGUCUAUUGUCUUCACUCUCAUUUAUUUGAUAACACUGUUUGGGAAUCUUGGGAUGAUUAUGUUGAUUCUGAUGGACCCCCAACUACACACUCCAAUGUACUUUUUCCUCAGUAACCUCUCCCUGGUGGACUGUGUUUAUGCCUCAGCAGUUGCUCCAAAGGUAAUGGUUGGGUUUCUCACAGGAAAUAAGGUUAUAUCCUACAAUGCAUGUGCUACCCAGAUGUUCUUCUUUGUAGCCUUUGGCGCUAUUGAAAGUCUGAUUCUGGCUUCAAUGGCCUAUGACCGCCAUGCAGCAGUGUGUAAACCCCUGCACUAUACUACCAUCAUGACAAGUACCACAUGUGUCCUAAUGGUCGCCUGCUGUUAUAUGUGUGGAAUCUUGCAAUCCUCCAUCCAUGUUGCUCUUGCGUUUCAUCUUUCCUUCUGUCAUUCCAAUGUGAUUAAUCACUUUUUCUGUGACAUUCCUCCCUUGCUGAACAUUUCUUGUUCUGAUACCUACAUGAAUGAGAUUACACUCCUUCUCUUGGCUACAAUGGAUAUUGUUUUCACUCUUGUGGUCAUCUUGAGAACUUACAUGCUUAUUUUCAUCACUAUCCUGAGGAUGCAUUCAGCUGAAGCACAGAGAAAGGCCUUUUCUACCUGUUCUUCUCACCUCACUACUGUAUCUAUCUUCUUUGGGUCACUCAUAUUCAUGUACUUACAGCCCAGAACUCAUCAUUCCAUGAACACAGACAAAAUUGCAUCUGUGUUUUACACCAUGGUUAUCCCUAUGUUGAAUCCUAUGGUAUAUAGCCUGAGGAACAAAGAUGUUAAAAACGCAUUCAAGAAAGUUGUUGGAAAACUAAAUUCUUCACUGAACUUAGUCGUUUCAUUCUGA
Microtus ochrogaster (prairie vole) is the source of this 960-nucleotide messenger RNA. Its product is annotated as olfactory receptor 5B12-like. Gene Ontology annotation, molecular function: olfactory receptor activity; G protein-coupled receptor activity. Gene Ontology annotation, biological process: G protein-coupled receptor signaling pathway. The record is from RefSeq and is a predicted model, not a curated record. Lineage: Eukaryota; Metazoa; Chordata; Mammalia; Rodentia; Cricetidae. Gene Ontology annotation, cellular component: membrane.